This is a messenger RNA of Aureobasidium pullulans EXF-150, 966 nucleotides long. Its product is annotated as nucleotide-diphospho-sugar transferase. The transcript has a single exon. The record is from RefSeq and is a predicted model, not a curated record. Gene Ontology annotation, biological process: protein N-linked glycosylation. Gene Ontology annotation, molecular function: glycosyltransferase activity. NCBI's taxonomy places the organism in Eukaryota, Fungi, Ascomycota, Dothideomycetes, Dothideales, Saccotheciaceae. Bases 1 to 966 code for a protein of 321 amino acids.
AUGACCCUCUCCUUCCGCUCCAAUCCAUCAUCGCCCACCUAUCAACGAAAAAACGGCGUCCUUGUCGACCGUAAAAAGAACCACACGCCAAACGUCGCCUUUGUCACCUUCCUCGGCGCCUUUACCGGUGGCAUCGAUCCAAACAAACCCGAAAACGACGACGAUGAUGGAUACUACGUGAGCACCCGCGUCCUAGGCUACCAACUCAUGCACUCCACCACCGCGGGCACAAAUGCAUCCAUCCCUUUCGUUGUCGUCGUGACGGACGAAACACACCCGCGCAAACGCGCCAGACUAGAAAAAGACGGCGCCAUCGUGAUAGAAGUAUCUCGUAUCUCCCCGGGUUGGGCUAUCCCAGGAGACCCACGCUGGAAAGAUAUGAUGACCAAACUGCGGCUUUUCGAACUCACACAAUUCGCUAAAGUCUGUUAUAUCGAUUCCGAUCAUUUGGUCACCGAUCGCUUGGAUGGGAUUUUCUACGACGAGGCGACGAUUAUGCAGCAUACAUUGCAAGAUCCGAAGAAUAUGAGAGAUGAUGAAGCAGCAAUGCCUAGGACGUACAUGAUGGCUGCGCAUACGGAUUAUUGGGGUUAUGAGCAUCCUUAUCCUCCCCCUACUGAUGGCACAUAUAUGAAUUUCGGCUUUGCGGUCUUCACACCCUCGAAAGCGCUGUUCAACUAUUAUCUCAGUGUUCUUGGUAUACCGGGUCGCUUCGACAUGGGCAUGCAAGAGCAGAGUUUGAUCAACUAUGCUCAUAGGAGAGAGGGAAAUAUGCCGUGGAAACCACUAUGGCAUGGAUGGAAUGUCAAUUGGCCGACAGAGAAGGACUGGAGGGGUGGAGCGAAGAGUUUUCAUGCAAAGUAUUGGGAUACAGAUCCGAGUCAUGAUAAAGUGUUGAAGGGUAUUUGGAGAGAGCAGAGGGCGGAGAUGGAAGGGUUUUAUCGGGGUAGAGAUGGUGGAAAGUAG